Molecule: messenger RNA, 2280 nt
Organism: Anthostomella pinea
Lineage: Eukaryota; Fungi; Ascomycota; Sordariomycetes; Xylariales; Xylariaceae
Source: the annotation of a GenBank genome assembly
AUGUCUUCCGCUAGAACGACCCUCUCGUGGCCGCGGCGCCACGCCUGGCGAUCCAUCUACGAGUCGAUCGAUUCCUUUACCUCGCGAGUAUCGCCGAAGCGAAAUCCAGCAAACAGCCUUGGCCUGAACCAAGCUGCCUCAUACUCAUCCAUCCCACGUCCACCAUCUUCCAGACCUUCCUCGUGGCCGUUUUGCCCAGCGCCUAGCACAUAUGGCUAUAACGCCCGACGUAGCUUCACUUCUGGGGGGCUACUCCUCGUCGGGUUCACACCAACAUCUUCAAAGAGCAGCGCCGUCGUUGCGACAUGCUCCGCCGCAGCCGACACUGCUGUACUUGCAAGUGCAGCACAGACAGCAAGCAUCAGCAAGCUUGCGCGACAGGCGUGGAUAAGAGGCAUACACAUAGGCCGUGGUCGAACACCUCGUGUCACCCGAAGAACGAAGACCUCCCAAUCAAAUGCGGGAAGAGGGGAGGCGGCAGCCUCUCAGCAGAAAUCUGCUUCUCCCAGGCCUCCGCCGCCUCCAAAGCCCGAUUCCAACACCCCUACAACAGAGCCAACGCCCGCAUCCGUGUCAAAAUACUUCCAACUUCCGACCUUGUCGCAUCUGCCGCAUCGGCCUACAAAGGAAGAGUUUCUGGCUGCAGCGAACGGCUUCUGGGAGCGCUUCAAGGUUCGGUUCAAAUGGAUCUCGAUCAGGAGUAUGCGACCAUGGAAUAUCGAUGAAUGGGGUGCCUUUGUCUCGUGGUUCCUCUUCGGACACCUCGUCUGGAUUCUACUUGGAACAACGACAUUUUUUUCACUCGUCAUUCUCUCCAUAAACACCGUAUUUGCUCAAGAAACACUUGCCAAAUGGGUUGGUGAUUAUCUUACUGAGUCUGCCGGGCUGACCGUCCUUUUCGAGUCUGCUAUUGUCCCGAGAUGGAAAGACGGCGUAAUCUCUUUCAGAAAUGUCUUCGUUUCGCGAAGGCCCGGCCAGGUCAAGUCCUCAGUCAGCAAAGGGACUUCUUCUACUGCUGCGGUUGUGGCUGCGGCCGAGAAAGGCGGAGAUAAGGAAACCCAAACCUUGGAGAUAGACGACGGUAAUUAUACGCAGUACGAGGUAACGCUCAACACUGUAAAUGUUACCCUGUCCUUCGUCAAGUGGUGGAACGGCAAGGGAUUCUUGAAAGAUGUUGAGAUCAAGGGAGUGCGUGGUGUUGUGGACCGGACAUCUGUAAGGUGGUCCGGCGAGCAUGUCGACCCCUUGUCGUACCGACACGAACAUCACCCAGGCGAUUUUGAAAUCGACUCCUUCAAAAUGGAGGAUCUCCUGGUCACUAUCCACCAACCUGGUGGCUUCCGGCCAUUCUCUGUCAGCAUCUACUCUUGCGAGCUUCCUCAGCUCCGCAAGCAGUACCUGUUCUACGACUUCUUAUCAGCUAAUCAUAUGUCCGGAUCCUUUGACGGAUCCCUCUUCACAAUACAUCCCCGGCAGGUUCAUGGAGUUGCUGCCGGGCAAGAACAGAAUGCCGAUCUUCUCGGCGAGCCCGAUGCCUGGAAGAAAUUCAGUCGCAUACGGAUAGACGGACUCAAGAUUGACCACCUCAACCGAGGUGUUGAAGGCCCCUUUGGCUGGAUAUAUGAGGGCAAUGUUGACAUUGUAGCCGACAUCAGGUUCCCUCGCGAUGACGACGAUAGCAUCACGAAGGUGGUGUCGGAAUUCUACGACCGCCUCGAGGAAGCUGUGACAUCGAACCGAUACAUCCACUUUCUCGAGAAUCCUACGCGCCGAGACGAGGAGAUAAUCUUUAAUGCGCCAAACCCUUUACAAUCUUCCGCAGUCCCAGAUGAGUCUGAUCCGGAAACUGUACCCUCAAUACCAGAGCCCGACGAGGGCCCGUCCCUCACCCCAUCCCCGGACGAGGAGCCGCCGCGGUACCUCGUCAUGGACAUGCGCAUCCACCUCAACGACGUGAAGGCAAGGGUGCCAGUAUUCACGUCAGACUUAUCUUACGUGAACCAGGCACUGGUACGGCCCAUUGUGGCCUACAUCAAUGCCAAGCGCACCUACAUUCCCAUCGGCUGCCGCAUCGUCAAGCGUGCGUCUGACUUCGACGGUUCGUGGACCAUCCACGACUGCGGCCUCAUGGACGACACCUCGGCCGAAGUGUACGCCGCCUUCGCCCGCGACGUCGAGGACCAGCAGAGCCGCGUCCGCCGCUUCAGAAAGGUCGGCUUCUGGACACUGAGCUUGGCCGUGCAUGCCCUAUUCAUGGGCAUGGCCGGAAACGUCGUCUGA